AUGGAGUGGUUAACGAGCGCCGAGGGCCUGAAUGCCUGUCAGGAGCUGGAGGCGUCCGUUCGUGAGCACCACCCGAACUUGCGUGAUGAGGAGGUCGACCUCAUUGUGGAUGGUCGUCUACUAUGCAUGGUUCGGGAGCGCGCGGCGGAGCAAGCACCUGCGAGUGGCCAGCAAGGAGGAACCAGUGAAGGAGGAGCUGUGCACGAGGCUCCAACUGUCGUGGGCGUUGGUGGAGGAGCUGUUGCACCGACCAUUGACACGGGAAUGAUCGGGGCGAGCUACGACCAAUUCAAGUUUGGAGUAGAGCACAUCUCCGUGAUGCCGCUGCUAGAGGGAAGGCACGACCUUACUGCGUGGGUCAGCGCCAUCCGACCUCAGCUCCAGUGUGCUGAUUUGUGGCAGUUUUGCAACGGGACAGCACCAAGACCGGCCCCGAACAACCCCUUGCAACGAAGGGAGUACGCAAAGGGCCAAAUGCUUGCAUUCAUGGUGCUGAACCGAUGUGUUUCUCCACCCAUCCGAAUGUCCAUCUCUGGUUUCUCUCAGCAAGAGAAAGCCGGGCAGCUAGCAUGGGCAUAUAUCUUGUCUACUUAUCAAGUUCGUGAUGCCCUCCACGCUUCCCUACUUCAGACCCAGUUAGCCCAACUCAGGAAGGGAGAUGAUGAGACGGCGGAAUCCUACUGCAAUAGGGCCCGCACUAUCCGAGCGGAGCUGCUGACCAUUCGACAGGAGGUCCACAUGGCCACGUUUGCCGCCCACGUGCUGAAGGGCCUACCACCGGAGUACGGAUUUCUUCGCCGCAAGCUCGAAAUUUCCAGCCCUGACAUGACGGUGGAACGCGUGUGCAGCGAGGUAUUGAUGGAGGAGCAGACUCUCUCCAUCGAACAGAGUUACAAGCAGAUCACCAGCGAUGCAUCUGCUUUCUCGGGCGCUGUCAACACCAUCGUGGCUACAACGGGGGUCAACGGGAAGGAAGGAAAAGGAGGAAGGGAGCAGACGGACAAGAAGAAGGAUGGCAAGCGGGAAAAGAAGCGAGCCCCCUUCAAGGGGCGCUGCUACAACUACAAUGAGGAGGGGCACAUGGCUGCAAAGUGCCCCAACAAGAAGAAAGUUACAACGCCCGCGGCAGCCGCGAACGUAGCUGAAGGAGACGGGAAGGGCGUGGCGCUCACCGUCGCGUGUUCGGCUGCAAAGUUGCUGGCCGACGACAAGGACUUGUGGUUUCUUGACUCAGGAUGCUCCCAACACAUGACCGGCCGCAAGGAGUGGUUCACGGUGAUCCGUGACCCAUCUGCAACGAAAUCAGUCAAAGGGUUUGAUGGUUCUAUGCAGGAAGUUGCCGAUGCAUUUGCUGAGGUGGUGUCAAGCGCGCCGGAAGAGAAUGACGAAGCGGCCAGCCUCACAACAUAUGCGGUGGGGACCGAGGCGAUGCUCAACCUACGGCACACUCACCUUGAGAAUGACCAUGCUGGUGCGGUGCAGUGGACAGCCACAAACAGUGGCAUGCUAGGCAUGGACCUAGAGAAAGGAGGGGAGGACACGUCGAGCGCCUCCUCCCAAGAAGCCAAACUCACUCGUCAAACGCUUCCGCUACCUGACGAGCGAGAGGGGGAGGUUCUUGGGAUGGUCCAUGGCCCUGGGCAGAAUCAACCGCCGUCACGUACCGUCAUCAUAAUCACAGUGCCGUCCGUGCAAGGGGGCGAACAACCGUUUGAUCGUUCGGUUGACCCUGCGGGCAGCAACGCAACCAUGGCUCCACCAGCUCUCUGUCCAUCCUUAGCUGCUGGCUUGGCACCUGUGGGACCAGAGGUUGGUCCCUCCGCGGAUGAACGUCGUGCAGCUGAUGAAGACAAGGAAGGAGAGGCAACGGACCUGAAAUCGGCGGCAACCCAUGGGAAGGACCCCAUACCCACGGUUCCGCCCCUCCAGCCCACUCCCCCACCCCCAUGUCAUUCUAGCAGGUCCAACAAGGGUAUGCCACCUGUACAGUUUCCCACAUCAACCAUGACGGCCUCGGAUGCGGAUGAUGGCAACAACAUGUACGACAUGGCAUUCCUUGCUGGAGGUGUUUAUGGCACGGACAUCUACUAUGAUGUGGAGUACUUGGAUGAGGUUGAUGAGGAGGAAGGGGGAUUGGGGAGCGUCAUCAUCAACCUCGGAGUAACCUUGACCGGACCUGAAGGCAAGGUGGUGGACAAAGGUCUCCUCGUGGUGGAAUACAUGUCAUCCACGGAAGGCUAUCUUGGUCUGCAGAUUGUGCGCGACCGCCCCAACAAGUCACUCCUCCUGCACGAGAAUGCAUAUGUGGCGAAAGUGCAGCAGCGGUUCUUCAAGGGGGCGCCACCGAAGAAGCAACCGAUCACCCCUCUCUCCUCUACCAGCUUUGUCAUGGAGGAUGCUGAGCUGUUUGCCGAUCGCACCAUGACCGACCGCCUUGCAGCAGUGGACCGUUUCCUGCAAUCUUUGGUGCGUUGGAAUCGUGCUUUCAAGCUCUAUCAAGCUGCUAUAGUAGUGGAAUUCUACAGGGAGGUGGCGGGGACAGGGGGUGGGGGAGAGGUCUGGCCGCUGUGUGAAUGGCUCUACAGGGACUACCGUGGGUGGGGAAGGGUCUGGAGGAAGGAAGGGGGGAAGGGAGUGAGGUUUCAGGGGGGUGGCUGA
Molecule: messenger RNA, 2658 nt
Organism: Closterium sp. Naga37s-1
Lineage: Eukaryota; Viridiplantae; Streptophyta; Zygnematophyceae; Desmidiales; Closteriaceae
Source: the annotation of a GenBank genome assembly